AUGGCGGAAUCUGCUAAGCAACACAUUGAUCGUAUCCGCAAGACCAAGUUUUCAAUCGGCGGAGCUGAGAACCCGUUGACGGAGGAUCUUCAUCAAGCUGUGAAGAACCUCUCCGCUGAGCUCUAUGCUAAAGAUGUUCACUUCCUCAUGGAACUCAUCCAAAAUGCUGAGGAUAAUGAGUAUCCGGAAGGUAUUGAUCCAUCUCUUGAGUUUGUGAUAACAUCUGAGGAUAUCACAUGCACCGGAGCUCCAGCCACUCUUCUUAUCUUUAACAAUGAGAAAGGUUUCUCUGAGAGAAACAUUGAGUCUAUUUGUAGUGUUGGACGCUCCACCAAGAAAGGAAACCGGAAGCGAGGUUAUAUCGGAGAGAAGGGAAUUGGUUUCAAGAGUGUGUUUCUGAUCACCUCACAGCCGUAUAUUUUCAGCAAUGGCUAUCAAAUUCGCUUUAAUGAGGCACCUUGCAGCCACUGCAGCCUUGGCUACAUUGUUCCUGAGUGGGUUGAGCAGCACCCUUCUCUUGUUGAUAUACAAAGGAUGCAUGGUUCGGGUUCCUCUCUCCCGAAAACAACCAUAAUCUUGCCUUUGAAGAGUGACAAAAUAAAGCCGGUGAAAGAACAGCUUUCGAAUGUUCAUCCUGAGGUGUUGCUAUUUUUGUCAAAGAUCAAACGUCUCUCCAUCAGAGAAUACUGCCAAGAUCCUAGGCUCAGCACUGUGAACUCAAUAGGGAUUGUGAGUGAGACUAAUUUUGUCACGAGGAAGAGCAUUGACGCUGAAUCUUACACAAUACAUCUCUCAGCUUCUGAAAAAGGGAGAAACUCAGAACAGGAAUGCUCUUACUAUAUGUGGAGGCAAAAGUUUCCUGUAAAACAUGAGCACCGUGUAGACAGGAGAAGUGAGGUUGAUGAUUGGGUGAUCACUUUGGCAUUUCCUUUUGGAGAACGUCUUGGCCGAGGAAAUAGCUCUCCUGGUAUCUAUGCGUUUCUUCCCACUGAGAUGGUAACGAACUUCCCCUUCAUCAUUCAAGCUGAUUUUAUCCUUGCUUCGUCUAGAGAAACUAUCCUGUUGGAUGAUAUAUGGAACCAAGGGAUUCUCAGCUGUGUCUCUACAGCUUUUGUGAAUGCAUUCACCUCCUUGGUGAAGAAGACUGAAGCUCCUGUGUCUAGCUUGGUGCCUACUUUUAGGUUCUUGCCUGUUAAGCAGUCUUCUUACCCACAGCUGAAUGUUGUCAGAGAAUCCAUCAGGGGGAAGGUUUCUGCAGAGGAAAUUGUGCCAAGCAUAUCACAUUUGGGACAGAAGUUUUUCCACAGGCCGUGUGAAGUUGGUCGGCUCAUUCCUGCUUUCUGGGACAUCUUGGAGAAAGCGAGAGAAGAAGGUGCGAGCUUGCAGAAUAUAUCAUCACAUGGGAUCUACAUUCUGGAUUCCUCGUUUGAUAGAACAGAAUAUGAUAACGUUCUGGAGUUCUUGGGUUUGAAGCAGGUUGGUAACGAGUGGUAUGUAAAAUGCAUUCAGGGCUGUAAUCUCGUGACAACUGUAUCAGAAGGUACGUAUGUGGAGGUUCUACUCUUCAUCGCUGAGAAUUGGCAGUCUAGAUUUCAGAAUACAAACAUGGCGAAAGUUCCGCUUAUCAAGUAUGUUGUCCAAAAGGGAGUGGGUUCUCUUAGCAGUUUGGCAGGUUUUAGUCCACGGACUCUUUGCUUAUCCACAGAGAAGAACCAGGCAUGGCUACUUGAUUGGAACGAUGAGUUCAGAUGCAUGUAUAACUUUGGUUUCAUGCCUCAAACAACGCGGACAGCUUUCAAAGCCUGCUCCAAGAAGGAAACGAUAGUUAAUUGGCUCAAAGAGAACAUAAAGGUCGUCAAUCUUAGUAUCUCUGACUAUGCAAAACGUCUCCGGGAGAAUCUUAAUGGAGACAAGAGGCUUGUGGUUGCAUAUGCACACUUCCUCCAUCAUUCUAUCUCAAAAGAUGUUUUGUCAGAAGAAGAGGCUGUUAAAUGCUGCAAAGACAUGCCGCUUGUGGACAACUAUAAGAAUGUCAACACAAACAGGAAUGGGGUUCUUGUUCCGGCUAGCGUUGGUAAAUGGGUCAGCUUAGUUGGCUCCAAUCCAUGGAGACACAAUGGCUAUAUUGAACUGUCAGAAGAGUAUUUAUCGUUUGACAGGUUUGCUGGUCUGCGGUCUAACAAGAGUGACCUUCUCGAGUUCCUGAAAUAUUAUGUUAAGGCUGGAGAUAUACCUGAUAUAGAACCUCCAAAUGCUGCUAUACCGGCUUUGUCAGGUUCUCUUAAAAAGGAGAACGUUCUGUUGCUGUUGGAGUGGAUCAAGUGGAAUAGACGUGCUCUUGGUUCCAAUUUUUUGGGAUCUGUUAGAGGAGGAAGCUGGUUGAGAACAACAAUGAAUGGUAUCUCUGAUUACCGUCCGCCUUGUCAGUCGUUUUACCAUACUUCAUCAUGGGGAAGUAUUCUGCAGAACGGAUCAAUCCUUGUUGAUAUUCCGCUGGUCGAUAGAAGCUUCUAUGGGAAAGAGAUUGAGAACUACAAAGAUGAGCUUAAAACCGCUGGUGUUAUGUUUGAGUUUAGUGAAGCUUGUACAUUUGUUGGCAACCACCUAAUGAGUUUAACUGAGACUUCAACGCUGUCAAGCGCAAACGUGUUCUCCAUUCUGAAAUUUAUUAGGUACUUGAGAGAGAAGCGACUCCCACCAGAUGAUUUCAUCGAUGCCGUCAAAUAUGGUCAAUGGCUGAAGACAACUUCUGGUUACAGAUCUCCAGAUGGAGCUGUUUUGUUUAGCCAAGAGUGGAAAGCUGCGUCGCUUAUCAGUGAUAUCCCAUUCAUUGACAGAGAUUUCUACGGUGAAGUUAGCCUCAAUGGUUUCAAGGAAGAGCUUAAGUUGCUUGGCGUCGUAGUUGAGCUCCCUAAUAAUCACAGCCUCGUCGUUUCUCAUUUGAAUACUUCAAAGCUGAAUUAUCUGACACCUGAUGCAAUGCUCUUAGUACUUGAAUGCUUGCGUCAUUUGAGUCCUCAAAAGCUGAUCAAUGCCCUGAGAAAUUCUCAAGGCUUCAGGACAAAGAAGAAUGGGUUUAAAUCGCCUGCUGAGUGUUUCAUACCUGAUCCAGAGUGGAGUUGCCUUUUAUCUGUUUUUGAUUGCUUCCCUUUGAUGGACGAUGAUUUCUAUGGAAGCAGAAUCUUUUCCUACAAAGAAGAAUUGAAGCAGAUUGGUGUUAAGCUUCAGUUUGAAGAUGCUGUGAGAGAGUUUUUGCGCACAUUCAAACAGAAAGCUACCUCCUCUGGGCUAACUCGAAGUACCGCCUCGUCUCUUUUAUCUUGCUACAGGAAGCUCAUGGACAGUAGUCACAAAAUGCCUGCAGAACUUAUGAGCAGCUUAAAAGAUUUUCAAUGGCUGCAUACCAAACUUGGCGAUUUCCGUGCACCAAAGGACUGUAUUCUCUUUGAUUCAGACUGGGAACAUCUCCGCCUCAUAGCGAAUCUUCCCUUUAUCGAUGACAGCUCCAACUGGUAUGGCAAGAGUAUCCACGAUUACAAGAAAGAGCUCAAGGACUUGGGUGUUACAGUUGAGCUGAAAGAAGGUAUGAGCCAUGUGGUUAGCUCUCUAAGUCUCCCUGAUCCAUCUCGCAUCACUCCUGCAAGCGCACUGUCUCUUGUUAAGUGCAUCAGUUUCUUGCUUAAAGAUAGAUUCAGUGACCUCUUUAAAAACUUUCUUGAAAAAGUUUCUGGUAAAUGGUUGAAGACACAUGCUGGUUACCGCAGUCCCAGUGAGUGUCUCUUGUUUGAUAGCAGCUGGAAGUUAGAGCCGCGUGAUGGUCCAUUCAUCAACGAAGAGUAUUAUGGCACAGAGCUCAAAUCGUUCAGACAAGAGCUUAUUAAUAUAGGAGUUGGUCAUGAUUCAGCUAAAGCUUGCCAGUUGCUUGCUAGUCACGUCUAUGCUCAUUCUGAUUCUGAUAGUAUCUCUCGGAUAUAUGGAUUUCUCAGUGAAGCUAAAUGGAAACCUGAGGAAGAUGCGUCUCUAGACCGGAUUUGGAUACCGAGCGAUGAGAAAUGGGUUGAUGUUUCUAGCUGCGUUCUCUAUGACAACGAUAAGCUGUUUGGUUCAAAGCUCAAUGUUCUUGAAAACUAUUACAAGGAUCAGGACGUUGUCAAGCUCUUUGCCUUCUUCUCGUCUGUGUUUAAAGUGAGAGUCAACCCGUCCAUUGAAGAUUACUGUGGUCUGUGGAAAUAUUGGGAGAGAACGAAGGACAGUUUGUCAAAUGAUGAGUGUUGUGCGUUUUGGAGUUUCGUUGUGGAACACAACACAUUUAGAGCUAAGAAGCUCCUCUCUGAAUCGUUUUCGCGUUUGCCUGUACACGCAUUAGAUUGCAACACCGAUGAAGGAGUCAUGUUGGCUAACAUAAGCGACGUGUUCAUAGCUGAUGACUUGCUCAUUAAAGAUCUCUUUAUCAAUUCCCCUGUUUUCGUUUGGUAUCCAACUCCAAGCACCCCUGCAUUGUCCCGAACCAAGCUUGUUGAGCUUUACAGACAGAUUGGUGUUAAAGAGAUCUCCAAAUGCGUUACCAUCACAGAAGCUGAACUAAGCGGAGUCAAAAACGAGCAGCAAGAGGUCGGCGAGUCAAAGAAUAAUCUGAUAGGACCAGCGCUUGUGAAGCUGAUUCUUGGAUUCCUCUCUGAUCCAUCUCUCAAGGUGGAAGCUGAGGAACGUUCAAGAAUUAUAAAGAGCCUUGUUGACCUCGACGUUAAAGAAACUUUGGAGGCUAUCACGACGGAGUAUACUCUGAAUCUUCCUUCUAAGGGAGAGAAGCUGAUGGCAAAGGCUAAAAGGAUGAUAAGGUGGGAGAGAGAGGAAGGAGUGGUUUAUGCAGAGAAGUUGGAGAAAGCUUGUGGGAAAAGAAAGGUUUUGGAGUACGCCACUUGUUUCGCUGAGGUGAUUGCAAAGGGAGUAAUGUGGGAGAGAGAGGAUCUGAUCGGACGGCUAUCAGAGCUUGUGAAGAUGGCUUACUUGGUUGAUUUAGAUGAAGAGGCUUUAGAGUUUCUGAUGAAGUCCAAGAACCUUCAAGUUUAUGAAGAAGAUGAGAAACUCAUCUCAGAUGAAUUCUCUCUCAAGUAACUCAAAGGUUUCCUCUAUCUGGAGUAACCACAUGGAUGUUCUCUAUCUAUUCUCUAUGCCUUCGUCUCAUUUGUCUUUAUUUUGGUAUUUGGAGCUUUGUGACAUCAUGACUCUUUUGAUGAUACAACUAUUGAAAAUGAAAUGUUUCAGUCGUUUCC
Messenger RNA from Capsella rubella, 5273 nucleotides. RefSeq lists its product as uncharacterized. The transcript has 4 exons. The coding region runs from base 1 to 5115 and encodes 1704 amino acids. NCBI's taxonomy places the organism in Eukaryota, Viridiplantae, Streptophyta, Magnoliopsida, Brassicales, Brassicaceae. The record is from RefSeq and is a predicted model, not a curated record.